Closterium sp. NIES-67 is the source of this 2298-nucleotide messenger RNA. The record is from the annotation of a GenBank genome assembly. NCBI's taxonomy places the organism in Eukaryota, Viridiplantae, Streptophyta, Zygnematophyceae, Desmidiales, Closteriaceae.
AACUGUGAGGAAGCCCUUGGUGAUCAUCACCUUCAGAACCCAUCUGUCGCCAUUCCCGCGUAGCCACUCACUCAUCUCGCACGUUCCCACGGCCCGGCCGCGUGUCAUUGCAGUCCCCGGCUAGCUUUCCCCGCUCGCUGCACUCUCCUCAUCGUUCGCCGGGUCCGCGCUCGCCGUUCGCCCGUCGCUGUCUCACCCGCGCAUCGCUCUCCUUUCCGCCCACCCGCCAGCUGCUGCCACCUUCGCCGGCACUCCUUCUCGGCCGCGCUGCUGCUGCUGCUGCUGCUGCUGCUAGUGGGCUUGCGCAGCCAGCCACGACCGCCGCCAGAAGGCAAGGCUAUGCCACUCGUGCGCGCAGGGAACCUCGGCGGAGUCGGGGGGGACAUGCGGCCGGAAUUAGACGAGCGCGCGCAGCACGGUACCUCGUUCGCCGCGCAUUCAGGGGAAGGGGUUGGCGAAGAGGCGGGCAAUGGGGCGGAGAGGCGGGAGGACGGGGAAGGGGAGGGGGGAGAUGGCGUGCUGCGCGUGGUGCUGGUGUCGCUGGAGUACCGCGCGGGCACGUUCAGCGGCAACGGCGUGUACGCGCAGUCGCUCGUGCGCUCGCUGAUGGCGCUGGGGCACCGAGUCAUGGUGGUCAGUGCAGCUCCCCCGCCCUGCGCCCCUGCGCCCAGCGGCACCUCCCCGUGCUCCUCCGCGCCCAUCGUGCUCAGGCUGCGCCACCAGCCCUCGCAGUCGGAUGGCAGUGCGGAGGGCCGCGGGGUGGAGGUGGUGCACGAGCCCUCCCAGGGCGAGGAGUGCGUGGCGGAGGUGCCGGUGGACGCGUGGGGACGCCUGGACUGGCGCUGCUGCUGGCAGCAGUGGGCCACGCGCCUGGCGGGCGAGCAGGGCGGGGCGCAGGUGGCGGCGCGAGUGGCGCGGUUUGCCCCGCAGUGGAUGCUGGUGGUGGACUGGUCCGCCGUGGCCGCCUACCACGCCAUCGCAGGGGCGCCCGUGUGGGGAGGAGGCAAGGGGACGGAUGGGCGAGGCAGCAGCGAUGGCGGCGGUGCGAGCAGCAAGUGUGCCGAUCAGCAGGGGCAUGAACACCCCGUGCAACAGCCCCCUGGGCGGCCGCGCAUGGCGUACCUCAACUUCCGCGUGUACUCGCUCUCCCAGUACCAGGCAGGGGGGCAGGGCGGUGGUGGUGGCGCAUCACAGGGAGGCGGGGCAGGUGACGGGGGGGGCGAGAGGCAGGCAGAGAAGGAGAAGGGUGGGGCGGAGGAAGAAGAGGCGGAGAGGGAGAGGGCGUUCUAUCGAGAGAAGGAGAGCGAGGCCGUUGCCAUGGCGGAUGUGGUAACCGCACUCAGCACACGGGACGCGCGGUACCUGGCGAGCAGUCUGGGAGCAGGGCGCAAGGUGGGCGGGCAGCCACGGGCACUGCUGCCGCCUCUGAGGGAAGACAUCCGCGUGCUGGCAGUGGGGCGAGAGGUCGCCACCUCCUCCUGGCGUGCCAGCCGCACCUACGUCACGUGCUGCGUGCGCCUGUCCCCCGAGAAAAACGCCGCGCUGCUGCCCGCGCUGCUGCGCCUGCUGGCCCCGCACCUGCCCGCGCUGGGCGUCACGCCCCUUGUGUGCACCGGCACCAGUGCCACGCGUGGUGCGUUCGGGGAGGCGGUGCUGGCGGAGGUGGUAUCAGCUGCGCCCGCUGCCGUGGUGGUGGACGGCUUCAUGGGGGCGGAGAGGAUGGCCCACGUGUACUCCCAGACGCUGCUCAACAUCCACCCCUGCCUGUACGACGCCUACGGCAUGACAGUCGUUGAAGCAGCAGCCUUCGCUGCGCCCUCCAUCAUCCAUGUCGGUCCGGGCGGUGCAGUGGGAGCAGCCGAGCUCUUGCUGCCCGGAGAACAGCUGGCACUGCCGCUCGACCUCUCGGCUGCCCUGCCAGUCGUAGUUGAGGGCAUUCUGGCGCUGCUGCAGGACAGGCAGUAUCUGGCACAGGUGGGAGUGGCGGCGAGGCGGCGUAGUUUGGAGUGGAGUGAAGAGGCAAGUGCCCGCGUCCUCUCCGCUAUCCUGCGGGGCGGGCCCGCAUGAAUGAUGCAGGACACACUGAUGGAUCAGAACAGACCCGUCAAAAGGACAUAACCCCCUCAACAUACGCCCUGCCUUUUAUUUACCAUCGGAUAGAAGACCCCCCUAGUACCGUAUUCCCCCAGAUAAAACACCCAGGGGUGUUAGUAAAAACCCAUGUAAAAUUUUGAGGGGGUAUAAUUAAUGGCACAUUUUGUAUAACGCCCGCAGGCUAUGGAAUGACACUUUUAUGUU